Molecule: messenger RNA, 597 nt
Organism: Enterobius vermicularis (human pinworm)
Lineage: Eukaryota; Metazoa; Nematoda; Chromadorea; Rhabditida; Oxyuridae
Source: the annotation of a GenBank genome assembly
AUGACGGCUCUGGAUGCCACAACCAGCGGUGGACCAGUAGUGGACUGUAAUAGUAGUCAAGGAGAUUCAACGGUUGCGGACAGCAUAUCUGUUUUCCCGAAAGGAAGUAUUGUCAAGUGCACUACGAGGAUCCCAACAGUUAUUGGUGGACAAGUGAUCUGCUAUGAUAAUCAGGCACGGAUGUUAGUUCUCAGGGAUACGAGUGGUCCGAAAGCAAUGAUUCGGUUUGUUAACUUGGCCUUGGUUGAACAGGUUGAUUCAGUAAACGAAAAGCCCAGUGAAACAGUGGCAUAUGAAGGAAGUUCAGUGCCUUUUGAACAAGUUCAGGAGAAAGUAAGGAGAGCAGUGGCAAGAAAGAAGGCUUCAUUGUUGCAGGCUGAUGUAUCCCUUGAGGGCCAACAAUGUUUCAUCGCCCUCAGGAAGACGUUAGAAGACGUUAAAUGGGACGGAGAUUGUAUUUCUGUAUUGGGUUGUGCUCUCGUUCGUCCUCCUUACAGUACUGACUCUAUUGAGCAUGUUGGUGAACCUACAAGCAACGCGGUUAUACAAGCUGUAGACCAUGUGCGAAAGAUUGUAAGUUGUUGCAAUUUGUCUUGA